AUGGAGACAAAAAAGGUCGGAAACACCGCCAACAGCGGAUCUGACAUCCCGCUUGUUCUAUAUUUCCAUGGGAAUGCUGGUAAUCUGGGAGACAGGAUAUAUCAUAUUAAGAGGCUGUUCAAAGAAAGUCGUUGCCACAUCUUCGUGCUCAGCUAUCGAGGAUAUGGUCACAGCGGCGGGCGAGCGUCAGGGAGAGGCUUAGCCAUCGAUGCCAAAGCGGCGCUCGAGUUUAUUCAGCGCAACGCAUCGGAGUUGCUCUAUUGCCAUGAAGCGUCAGCAACCAGUCCGUCGACCGAGACAUCAGGCGUGCAGGUGCCGGUGAUAGUGUACGGGCACUCUAUUGGCGGUGCUGUGGGUAUCCAUCUGGCUUCCACGGACAAGUCUGGAGCGAUUAUUGGGCUGAUUGUAGAGAACACAUUUACCAGUUUAGGUGAUAUUGUCAAGUUCUGGUAUCCGAGAUAUACCCCAUAUCCAUUUCUGACUCGAUUUAUCCGGUGGCCGUGGCACAGUGAGCAUCAAAUGGCCUCCGUCACAUGUCCAAUUCUCUUCAUGUCGGGUGAGAAGGAUGAGAUGAUACCGGCGUUUAUGAUGCAUCGGUUGUGCGCCGCUGCGACUUCAGCCAACGACAAAGUAUUCGUAAGCAUACCCAAUGGGUUGCACAAUGAUACGUGGAGCAGGCCAGGUUAUUGGGCGGGCAUGGGAGGAUUUAUCAAAGAUAUAAUGGUGGAUACAGGAAAAAAGUACGCGCACGAACGUAGUAAAUGCUGA
Messenger RNA from Sphaeroforma arctica JP610, 768 nucleotides. RefSeq lists its product as hypothetical. Gene Ontology annotation, molecular function: palmitoyl-(protein) hydrolase activity. The transcript has 5 exons. Lineage: Eukaryota; Ichthyosporea; Ichthyophonida. The record is from RefSeq and is a predicted model, not a curated record. Gene Ontology annotation, cellular component: membrane. Bases 1 to 768 code for a protein of 255 amino acids.